Clonostachys rhizophaga is the source of this 660-nucleotide messenger RNA. The record is from the annotation of a GenBank genome assembly. NCBI's taxonomy places the organism in Eukaryota, Fungi, Ascomycota, Sordariomycetes, Hypocreales, Bionectriaceae.
AUGGCUUCUCGAGGACCCGCCGGCCCCCGCGGCCCCAAUAACCGCUUUGCGCAAUUCAAGCUGGUUCUUCUCGGAGAGUCGGCCGUAGGCAAGAGUUCGAUUGUCCUGCGAUUCGUAAAGGAUCAAUUCGACUCUUUCCGCGAAUCCACAAUCGGUGCUGCGUUCCUUACCCAAACCAUCUCUCUGGACGAGAACACAACUGUCAAGUUUGAGAUCUGGGAUACGGCUGGCCAGGAGCGAUACAAAUCUCUCGCUCCCAUGUACUAUCGAAACGCCAACUGCGCUGUUGUUGUAUACGAUAUUACGCAAUCUGCCUCUCUAGAUAAGGCUAAGGCGUGGGUGAAGGAACUGCAGCGACAGGCUAACGAAAACAUCAUCAUUGCUCUUGCCGGCAAUAAACUCGACUUGGUCACCGAGCAACCCGAUAAACGAGCGAUCCCGACCGCUGAUGCUGAAGCCUAUGCACAGGAGGCUGGUCUAUUGUUCUUCGAGACCUCCGCGAAAACAGCUGAGAAUGUCCGUGAGCUCUUCACAGCUAUUGCCAAAAAGCUGCCGCUAGAUCAGGCAGGUCCUCGACACGCUCGACCAGGGCAGCGACCAGGUGUUACUCUGCAACCCGAAAGCGGAAACACCAACGCGGGCGGACAGUGCAGCUGUUAG